UUGUAGAGCGUUUUUUACUGCAUCUUUUCUUCAUAGAGACAAAUUUACAACCACUUGUUUCACUAUAGAAAAAUUUAUUAUUCAAAUCGAGUCAGGACUUCUGGUCCACCCUUUAUACAUGAUUACACGAUGGAACAAGAUAAAGGUGAAAAGGUUGAACCAUUGAAGCAUUUUUUCAAUCAACAUUUGCAAGCUAUUGUUGAACCAGCAGUAAAUAUUUCAGUUGAUGAACAAAUGAUUGGUUACAAAGGCACAACAACACCAAAACUAUUGAAACAAUAUAUGCCUAAUAAACCAAACAAACGUGGUUUUAAAUUUUGGGCACGAUGUGGUGUAUCAGGAUUUGUCUAUGAAGCGGUGCUUUGUUGUGGUUCGGAAAAAAAUGUUGUUAGCACAUUAUCUCUGCCUUCUUUUUUGCGACUUUGUUCUAUUUUAUCUGAUGAAGGUGCCUUUGACGUUGAAACAAUGAGAAUAAAGAGUCUAUAA
Messenger RNA from Didymodactylos carnosus, 486 nucleotides. The record is from the annotation of a GenBank genome assembly. Lineage: Eukaryota; Metazoa; Rotifera; Eurotatoria; Philodinida; Philodinidae.